This is a messenger RNA of Alternaria triticimaculans, 477 nucleotides long. RefSeq lists its product as uncharacterized. The record is from RefSeq and is a predicted model, not a curated record. The transcript has a single exon. Lineage: Eukaryota; Fungi; Ascomycota; Dothideomycetes; Pleosporales; Pleosporaceae. Bases 1 to 477 code for a protein of 158 amino acids.
AUGGCUUAUCUCAGUCUGCUCGCAGAAACGCCCUCAGCGGCUGAACCAAGCAUCUUCCGCCGCGGCGACGACAAGGACGACGCCGAACUCUACCCCGAAGAACGCCAGAAUGCCAGUUUUUACAAGUACUUUUACCUCCUACUCGGCAUGCUCGCGGGACUCAUCCUCGUCGCGAUAUGGCUCAUACGCCGCCGCAAAGUCCGUCAUUUGACAAUCCGGCGUCAGAACGGGCAACAAGCACCAGCGGGAGGCGUGGAAGCCUGGCCUGGUACAAGGAGGUUCCUACACGGACGAUGCAGGGCCACUGACUCUGUGCUCCUUCGCCCAACUGAGGGACUGGACGAGCACGGAGAAGCGCCGCCACCGUAUCAGCCCAAGUCGGAGGUAAAUUCUACGACUAUCGCGAUACCGCUUCGAGUCCUAUCAGCGGACGGGAGCGAGCGAUCAUUGCCGCCGCAGUAUAAAGCGCUGCCUUGA